Messenger RNA from Cuscuta epithymum, 1673 nucleotides. Lineage: Eukaryota; Viridiplantae; Streptophyta; Magnoliopsida; Solanales; Convolvulaceae. The record is from the annotation of a GenBank genome assembly.
AUUUCACCCAUGUGUAAAAUAUAACUCGUUUUUAAUUACGUAGUAUAUUGCUCCUGAACCCAAAAAAUAUUCCAGAUGAGCCGGCUCCUUUGUAAAAUACUUCGUAGCUAUCAAAUUCAAAUCAUUGAUGAUUGACAGUUCAAAAGCCAUACAACAAGAACAUCAAAUGACUCGUGGGUCUUAAAGAAAACGUAGAGAUUAAUUUUGACAGAAAUGACAACACCUAGUUAUGACUCGGAUUCCAAUAGCUCAUCAUCUAGCGAUGAUUCACUACCGUUAUCUACACAAAUGCUCAAUCAAAGGAGGGACGGUGACAUUUUUGCGGAAAUGAACAUUGAUAUAGUGGAGACAUGUGCAGUUCACAUCCCAUUGAUAAUGUCUCCUACGUUAAUAUGUAGCAAAGGUCCUCAUGGCGGUUCAGUAAGUGAUAGACGAUAUAUAAAUCGUGAUAGGAAAGAACGCCAUGAUCUAAUUGUCAAUGAUUAUUUCAAUGGUGAGAACUCAAAAUAUACACCCGAGAAAUUUCGUCGACGAUUUCGGAUGGACAUUGAAUUAUUCGAACGAAUUUUGAGAGCAAUUGAGGCCUAUGACGAUUAUUUUACACAAAAGGUUGACGCGGUUGGAAAACCUGGGUUAAGUCCUUUACAAAAAAUCAUAGCUUCAAUACGUAUGUUAGCAUAUGGUUCUGCAGCGGAUAUUCUUGACGAGUAUGUCCAAAUUGGAGAGAGCACGACAAUUGAGAGCUUGAAACGAUUCUGCGAUGCUAUAAUUGGCAUUUUUGAAAAGCAAUAUUUACGAAAACCGGACAAAGAUGAUGUUGCAAAACUUUUGAAAUAGGGAGAAGACCGUGGAUUUCCAGGUAUGCUUGGUAGUUUAGAUUGUAUGCAUUGGCAUUGGAAAAACUGUCCAACGGCUUGGCACGGGACACAUACUAACGGUUUCAAAAGAGUUCCAACUCUUAUUUUGGAAAUUGUAGCUUCUAAAAAUUUGUGGAUUUGGCAUGCAUUUUUUGGAAUGGCCGGUACAAAUAAUGAUGUUAAUGUUUUAGAUAGAUCUCCCUUAUUUGAUGACCUUGUUAAUGAUAGAGCACCAUUGUGCAAUUAUGUAGUGAAUGAUCAUCAUUACAAUAUGGGCUACUACUUAUCAGAUGGGAUUUAUCCGGAAUAUGCCACUUUAAUCCAAACUAUCUCAAAUCCAUCUUCUCUCAAGGAAAAAUUAUUUGCAAGGCAUCAAGAGUCUGUAAGAAAAGAUGUAGAACGAGCAUUCGGAGUACUGCAAAGUCGGUGGCAUAUUAUCAAAGGUCCAGCACGUAUGUGGAACCAAAAGGAUUUAGGAAAGAUUAUGAAAACAUGUAUCAUUUUACAUAACAUGAUUAUUGAAAGUGAGAACAGUCAAGGCAUUGAUCCUCAAAGUUGGCAAUCCGAGGGAGAAGAUACAAGUGACAAUGUUGUUCCGGAUCAUGAUUUUACCUUUCUUUUUUCAAAGAUGAAAACUCGAAUGAAGGAGAUACAAAAUAAAAGAUUGCACCGAGAGUUAAAGAAUGAUCUCAUAAAUCAUUUGUGGGAGUUACAUGGCGGCCAACAAGUUGAUUGAUCUCUUAUGUAAUAAUACUAUGUUGGAGCAUUUAUUUUAUUGUUCUUUUCAUGUGUAGUUCAUUGAAUUUUGACUAUUAA